Messenger RNA from Sipha flava (yellow sugarcane aphid), 861 nucleotides. RefSeq names its product NADH dehydrogenase [ubiquinone] 1 alpha subcomplex assembly factor 2. Lineage: Eukaryota; Metazoa; Arthropoda; Insecta; Hemiptera; Aphididae. Gene Ontology annotation, cellular component: membrane. Gene Ontology annotation, biological process: mitochondrial respiratory chain complex I assembly. The transcript has a single exon. Bases 311 to 748 code for a protein of 145 amino acids. The record is from RefSeq and is a predicted model, not a curated record.
AAUAUUUAUCCGUGGAUAACUAUAAAUUGAUUAAACCAAAAAUCGAAUUCAAUAAUAUUUUCGAUAUAAGUAAUACGUUAGUACACCGUAUUUGCGUGAAACGGUAGAAACAUAUGAACAAUUUUUAACAAUGCUUCUGAAAUAUAUUUCCAUUUAUAUAUAUAAUUGUGAAUGUAUAUUAUUUCUCUGCAAUGUAUUAUAAAAAUUAUUAAAUCUGAAAUGUUUUUAUUACCUGCUUACCUUUAACUUAACGUAAUAUUUAACUGAAAAACCUUCAUAUUUUUUACUAACUUCUUAAAGAAUAGUUAAAAUGCCUUCAGAAAGACGUUUAUGGAAAAUAGUAUUCAAUAAUUUUUUGAAAUCUUUUAAACCCAAAGAGAUGGAAAAACCAAUUGGAUCUGAUGCACAAGGCAAUCAAUAUUUUGAAACACCAGCAGAUCCUCAAGGUGGUCGUCGUUUACCAAGAAGAUGGUUUGUUCCAAUUGAUGAAGAAAUUGGUGUACCAACUCCAGAAUGGUCGCAGUGGUUGAGAGGACGACGUGCUGAACCACCAACUAAUGAAGAAAUUAUUUAUAAUGAAACUAUUGCAAGUAUGAAAAAAGUUAAUGCUGAGAAUAUCGCUAAAAAAUUUGAAAUUCCAAAUUCUAACAAUGAUGGGACAGAAAUUCAACAAAAUGCUAAAGGUUUUCCCGAUAUGUCAGAUAAAUUUGAAAGGCAACCGGGCCAGUUUAAAAAUAAGUUAAAAUAAAUUUUAGUCUUUAAAUGUAGCUAGACUUAAAUAUAUUGUCUCUGUUAAUACAAUAUUAAUGCAUUGUUGAUUAUUUCAAGGAUUAAUAUAUUUUUAAUUAAAACAAAUGUAAA